Messenger RNA from Oncorhynchus nerka (sockeye salmon), 4263 nucleotides. RefSeq names its product motor neuron and pancreas homeobox 1 (gene mnx1). The transcript is spliced from 3 exons. Gene Ontology annotation, cellular component: nucleus. NCBI's taxonomy places the organism in Eukaryota, Metazoa, Chordata, Actinopteri, Salmoniformes, Salmonidae. The record is from RefSeq and is a predicted model, not a curated record. The coding region runs from base 2589 to 3653 and encodes 354 amino acids. Gene Ontology annotation, biological process: central nervous system development; neuron projection morphogenesis; spinal cord motor neuron cell fate specification. Gene Ontology annotation, molecular function: DNA-binding transcription factor activity, RNA polymerase II-specific; sequence-specific double-stranded DNA binding.
AUUAGGCCAUUGCAAUUGGUCACUUUUUUAUGAGAUCCUUAAAAACGACUGCUAUUUUCCUCCAAAAUAAAACAAGAUCUGCAUUAUAAUAGGCCUAUAGCACAAGUUACAUUCUAUUGAGUGGUUCAUGUCACCAUGCUGAAGGACAUUGAGAUAAAUGAUCAAUAGUUCUCUGCAGCCAAACAAAAUUGAUGGCACGUCUCCAACAAAUUAGCCAGCAAUACUGAAUUUCAAGAAGGACGUUUAGACAUAUUGCGUGUGUUGCAGAGAAAUUAGAUCUCUACUCAGGUCCAGCAGUCUACAAAAAGCAUAUGCACAGGUCUUGCAGAAUGUAAUCUUCCCACUAAUGAUAUUCAGUAAUGGAGUCUAUCGUCCAAGGUCUUAUAUGGAAAGAAAUAGGCCUGCUCUGCUUCCUCAACAAAUGACAUUGAGAAAAUGUGCCACAAAUGUGCUUAAAAACAGUCCUAUACAUUUCAAGCCAGUGGUCAUUUGUGCCAAUUUAAUUGAAUGUGUUUAUUGCAAUAGAAGAGACAGUGCAGGUCCCCUUUAAAUUGCAUUUUCACAAUGAACACAUUUACCGAGGGUAAUUAAUAUAUAAACUAUCUCGAUUUGUCACUUUGAUUUGUAUUUUAGUUAAUUGUGAAAGUAAUUACGGCGCAAAUGAACACCUUUCAGGAAAGACUGGGGUUUUAGGGUCCUCUUCCAUCUCAGGGUGCCAUAUUAAUUUUACCUCCUGUUGAUGUGAUGAAAAAGGGGAAUAAAUCUCCGUGAUUGGUGCAGGCCAAUAGUAAAUGGCUUCAUAUUUCACUGGUGCUUUAAUAGAAAUAUUCAUGUGGCCCCUUAAUGAAAUUAAAACCGGGGUGGGGACAAAGCACAGAUCUAACGGUGUGGCACUGUUAAGAUAUUAAGAAAAUAAUGAAAACGAGAUGUUUUAGUGAUUCAGAAGGCACAGAUGCUGUUCAUAAAUUCCAAAACUACCGAAAUUGGACUGUCAAAACGUUUUCUUAAUGGAUCUCAAAGCUCAUCAUAAAAAAAUACAAAUUAAUCCAUGUUCGAAAUGCCGAAAGGAGAAAAUUAUCUGAGGCCUGAGCGAGAUAAAAGUCAUAUCAAGAUAACCUCAAUGCCAUUAUUUGAUUAACUUUUAGGUUCAGGAUUAAGCCUUCUAAUUUUGUGGUGCAUACGUGGAUUCACUUUACAUGAUGCCACACAUCAAUCUAAGACUCAGCUAUUAUUCCGUAAUCGGUCAUGAUAUUAUCAAGGUUUCCAAUUAAAUGGUGAUCCUUUACUUGGAACUACCCAGUGACUUGUUGAUUUCCCCAGAGCAAAUAAACGUCUGCGCAGUUCCCAAGAGAGUGGUUAGCUGAUGAAUUGACAAAAACUAAUCAGCUUUAUUGGGAGACAAGUUAAGGGCAACAGGGUGUCAAUAAUUCUCAUCUUGACCUCUUCUUCCAUUAACUUUAAGUGGCUUAUUAGACCAAAAGGCAACCACCCCAGAGCUAUAGGCCUACACGGAGCAUAUAGCUCAAAUAACUAACUAAUUUAUGCUUCAUAUUUUGUGCGCUCAAUUGUAUCCGGCUACUAUGGAUUUUUCACACAUUUUUGUCUCAAUUGAUGACAAUUAGUGCACUUUCAUAAUUGCGUUUCCAUAAUUGUCAUACAUUAGAGCCUAAAAUCUCAAAAAUGUGUCGUGGUUUUGCAUGUUUUCUUGGAAAACGAAGUCUACAGCAUGAGGCGGGGUGUGUAUUUAGCAGCUGCAAGCCGAGACAUAAAGGAAUAGAUCCAGGGGGCAGCUAGGUCAGUUCAGAAUCUUCAAAUAUAUAUGGUCUUACCCUAAUUAGAAAUAUUUUAUAAUUUAAUACACUUUGAAAAGUCAAAUAUAAUUAAAGGAGCUAAAAAAUGAAAAUGUGUUGCAUUGAGUUCAUCCCAGAACACACACAAAAAAACUCCAGUCAUCAUAUAACCUUUAUUUUUUCAGGGUUCCGGGAGGCUAUGCACUCCAUGAUAUCAAGACAGUUAGGCCUACAUUUCACAUUUAUAUUGUGGGACAGAGCAAAAAAAUGUAGGACUUUUCGAUCUCUCGGGUUUGGGUAGUGGCAUAAGGCAGGCUCUUAGCUAGAUUUCCCAGUUGGGCUCGUAAGAUCUCCGGGUCAUGCAUAGACAUAGUUUUUCAUUUGUGACGUUAAACUUUCGGGGGGAGCUACGGUGAAUGGCAAACGAUUCUCUUCACAAAAAAAUCAUUUUAAUAGUUUCCUAUGGUUGCAAUCAUCAGGCGUUGAAGUAUUCACAGUGGAAUUAAAUUAAAGUUACAUACUGUAACUCGAAAUAAUGUCAAUACAAGCUCUCAAACAUUUUUUCUUAAAUGUAUCCGUUUUAUGCAACAUUUCGAUCAUUUUCCUUGUAUAAUGAAAAUAUGAUUAAAAAAAAAACGUAUUUAAAAACAACAACCAAAAAGUGGGGCGGUUCAAUUAUUGGAGAGGUAUGCAAUGUGCCGAAAAAAACGCACGGUGAACAUGUCUUGAAUUGACCAAUGGGACAACUCCAUGCCAAAUGGGUGGAACCAAUCCCCUACCGAAUAGGAAUGAAGUGUCAUGUGGAGUUUCACCGUUCACACUUUAACCAAGAUCAAAACUUUGAGAGGUGGAACAACAACGACACUUCAACAUCGUUUUGAUAGGCAACUAACUGUUCAACGUCUGCAAACGACGGGGACACUGGUUCAAAUGGAGAAAUCUACAAAUUUCCGCAUCGAUGCGCUUCUCGCUGUUGACCCGCCGAAGGCGCAGACAUCUCCGCUUGCGCUUGUGACUUCUUUAUCCUCCUCUUCCAUUUCAUCGUCCGGAAGUGUACGAGCCUCAGAAUUGAAUGCCGACUCUUUAAGGACUGAGACCCCGUCUCCACCGAGGAUUUCCUCCUGUGGUUUGAUUCCUAAACCGGGCUUCUUGAACAGUCCCCACAGUAUUGUUGGAUUACAUCCACAGAGUAGCGCAGGGAUCCCUCCCCAGGCUCUCUACGGCCACCCCAUGUAUACCUACUCCCUCGGGCAGCACCCUGCCCUGUCCUAUUCAUAUCCUCAUGGGUCCCAUCACCACCAUCCCAGUGACUCCCUCAAACUGUCUGCCGGGACCUUUCAGCUCGACCACUGGCUGCGAGUCUCCACAGCGGGAAUGAUGCUACCCAAAAUGCCCGAUUUUAACUGUGAGUAUUCUCAGGCCCAAUCAAACUUGCUUGGAAAGUGCAGAAGACCAAGGACUGCAUUCACAAGUCAGCAGCUCCUGGAGCUGGAGCAUCAAUUCAAACUAAAUAAGUAUCUGUCGCGACCAAAGCGCUUUGAAGUGGCUACAUCGUUGAUGCUGACGGAAACGCAGGUGAAAAUUUGGUUCCAGAACAGGCGGAUGAAGUGGAAACGGAGCAAGAAGGCCAAAGAGCAAGCCGCGCAGGAGGCAGAGAAUAAGAAAAACAACAAAAACGGCCCGGAGAAAACUGACGGACAGGAAAAAACGGAUUAUCAAAAGACUGGUUCUGCAAAAAGUAACAGAAUAAGAGACUUCAGGGACAGUGACGAUGAUGACGGUGGCAACUUCCUGUACAACUCCUCGGAUUGCUCUUCAGACGACGAGAGAAACCACACCAGUGAUAUAAGUCCACAACCUUGAGACAGGGACAAGGAAACGUGGGACAAGGAAACGUGCAUUUUUGAAAAACUAUACACUCCUUAAACUACAGAUGCAUGUAGGCCUACAGUAAUAAAAACAUUAAAACCUACCCGGAAAUUCAGAAAUUAAAUGAGAAUAAUUUGGAAAACACUAAAGGAUCCAUGCCUGACUGAGAUUCAGUGUGUGCAGAAUGGCUCUAGCAAGCAAGGUCAGAUUGACGUUUUAGAAGGUAGUAUUGAGGUACAUUAUUUGUAACAUUGCAUGGUUUUAUGUGAUAAUGUCAUGUUUUCACUCAGUUGUUUUAGGACCCUAAUGUCCACUACAAUCAUAUGGGUUCUCCACUAUAGGGGUUAUUAUCAUAAUAUUUUGAUAUGGCGAGCAAUUGUAAAUUCAGACAUGCAUUUUCUUUUGUUUUAUGUUUUUGAACAUUGUGUGGUUUUACACUUAUGUCAUUGCGUCAUAUAGGCCUACCAUUUACGUACAGAAAAAUGUUAUGCGUUUAUUUUUGUACACUGUGUUUAUAAAAUGUCUACAUGUCUGCAUGCUAAAUUAUUGUUUACCGUCUCCCAUGGUACAGACGACAUUAAAUAAAUGUGUUUUUCAAUGCUGA